Molecule: messenger RNA, 1337 nt
Organism: Sus scrofa (pig)
Lineage: Eukaryota; Metazoa; Chordata; Mammalia; Artiodactyla; Suidae
Source: RefSeq, a predicted model, not a curated record
AUCACCUCUCCCCAUGCCUCAGACCACCCUGCUGCCUGAUUUGUUAUCCCAUAAAUACCCCCAGCCCCUUGUUUUCCGGAGGCGGGGUUUUGCUUUCUUUCUGUCUCCUCGUUUGGCUGCCUUGCAACUCAACCCUCUACUGCAAAUGUCAGCAUCUACAUUUGGGCUUGCUGCUCGUGGGGCCAAAGGAACCUGGCGGACCCCAAGAACUCACCCCAGUUGCUUUCCUCCCCUUAGUCUAUUUACAAAUGCCUCAGACCCAGGCUUCCACUCAUCCCUGGCCAACUAUGGAACUGAAAAGGGCAGCCCCGAAUCUACAGUCACAGAAACUUCUGAGGGUCUCCUUUUACAUCAAAGACGCGGGCAGGGGCUCCUGACUCCAUGCAUCCCUCCUCCAGUUGAUCCUGAAGUGAUCGACGCAAGGGCACAGGUAUUUUCUGGCUUGAGUUGUACAAAGAACUGGACAGUCUUCUGCCUUUUCAGGCAAGAACUGGAUGCCGCCAACAGGAUACUGGUGGUUUUGUCCCAGAAAAGGAGGGGAGGGGGCUUAGGAGAGCAGAACUGGGACCUGGGAGUAGCCAUGGGCUGCUUCCUCUUGCUGCUUCCUUUCUCUUGUGGACCCAUCCCUUAGUGCAUGGGGGAUGGGAAUUUGCCUGGGGUGGGGAUCCCUAGGCUAGAGGUGGCACAAGGUUCUCCUUGCCUUUUGGUCAGGCAGAUCGUGUGUCAUGAGAAAUUGCCAUUAAAUUUGUGUUUUAAAUCGAUUUUUUUUUUUUUUAAACAGAUGGUGAUUUCGAAUUUGUUGUUUUCUCAGAGGAUAAGGCUGAAACAGGCUCUGUAUUAUAGAGCAUUUGAAGCAGAGACAUUAUACAAUUUCAUCUUGGCUAUGGAGGGGGAAGAAGGCAGGAGAGCUUUGGUGUUUAUGUUGACUCAAACACAGGAAGCUUCACCACUUAUUGUUAUACUAUCUGGACUCGAAUCAUGGGGAAAAAUGAAUGUCGUCCAUCAGGACCUCAGGCUCUUUUGAGUCCAGUCACCAAAUUUCUCCCUUCAAGUAAAGAACACAGUAUAUAUGUUUGGGUUUGUAUUGAUUUAACAAGGAAAUAUCUGAAAAGGCUCCUUAAACUCCAUUAAGCAACACCAAAUUUCUUCAAAUUAGGACUUAAUUGUUGCUCGAUUUCCAUACCAUAUUCUCCUAUCAAAGCCCAGAGCAAUGGAGCAGGAUGGUUUUUCAGGAUGGAAACCACCAUCGUUUACGUGGUCCUCUGAGCCCUGGUGGGAAUCUCUGCAGUUAGACACACAAAGGAGAAUGGAGAUGGGCUUUAAAAAACAAACAGGAA